Paramecium sonneborni is the source of this 517-nucleotide messenger RNA. NCBI's taxonomy places the organism in Eukaryota, Ciliophora, Oligohymenophorea, Peniculida, Parameciidae. The record is from the annotation of a GenBank genome assembly.
AUCUUAGUGUUGAUAUGUUAGCAUUUUAAUCAUGUAAUCCAUCGCCAAGUCAAUAAUCUGGUCUCUAACUUUUAAGUGUAAAUUAAACCCAUGAGAUACAAUAGUCUUAAUCAUCAUAUUUGCUUUAAGCAUUAAAUUAAUUUCCAUAAUAACUUUAACAGAAAGCUUAAGCAUUACAAUAAGAGAACUAAAAAUUAAAAAAUGAAAAUCAACUUCUGCAAUAAUCAUUCAAUCAUUUAGAGAAUAAGUAAUAAGAGUUGAUUAAUGAAGUAUAAAAUCAUUACAAUAUUAGAUCCAUGAUUUAAGAUAGUUAAUUAAAAGAGUUUAUCAAGAAGGUGAAAUGUCUGUUUAAUUCUUAAAAAAUAAAAAUGUAUAUUAUUAUUAACUAUUCAAGGUCAUACUUGAACAUCAUAAUGAUAGUUUAGAAAAAUCCCUCAAAAAUUUAUAAAAUAAUAUACAUAUGUUUGGACAAUUAAAAGAUCUUUCAUAGCUUAUGUAAGAAGGAGAUGAUCAUUGA